Schistosoma rodhaini is the source of this 2837-nucleotide messenger RNA. NCBI's taxonomy places the organism in Eukaryota, Metazoa, Platyhelminthes, Trematoda, Strigeidida, Schistosomatidae. The record is from the annotation of a GenBank genome assembly.
UACAUCAUAAUGAUUACCUUAAAUACAGAUUGAUACUCUGUUUUGUUAUAACCACUGACGUUGUGAACAAUUUGUAGGUCGUUAGCAAUAACGUUGCCCCGCUGUGUUCGUAAAUGGAUGAACUGGAUAGUCUGCUGAAUGAGUUGCACCAAACUAAUCAGAAAAUCCUGCAGAAAAAUAAUGCUCUUAAUUCAUCCUCCUACUGCAGUAGUACUCUCACUCAUGUAACGAAAACGGACAAAAGGAUUGAAUCAGAUUACAAUACUGUUGAUUCACGACAAUGUCAAUCAGGAGAAGCAGUUAGUCGGAACGGUGAUCAUUCGAGUUCUACACAACCUGAGAGCGUUAAUGAUCUUAAUAAAAUGCUAGCUGGUCUUGACAACUUUGACUAUUUGCAUACUGAUGAAAUUCCACAGGCGCACUUCGGCUUUAAGUUGACUGGUAAACGAAACUGGUCACUUUUACACACCAAUUUGUUGAUAAUCUGAAACUUUUCCUUUGAUUAGUGUUAGUAAUCAGUCUUAAUAUUCUGUACUUUUAAUUUUAUCCUUCGUUAAUAAGACGUGAGGACUUUGUGUGCAUGCAGACCGUUUGAAUCUAUAUAUCUGGCCUCUCGGUUCUCUCGAAUAAAAUUAAAAUAACUCACAGUAUCCUACUUAACAACUCUAUCAAUGGUGAAGACCUUUGUGUAUAUUGUUACUGUUUUCCAACUUAUUGAAUUCAGAGUAGAUAAUCAGAGUGAAAGAGGUCAGUCACAUGCAACUCCAAAUUAUCAUAUAAAUACAUCUACAUCGGUUGAUAAACAUUCAGAAAACGGUUUGAAUACUCUACACCCAAAUAAACAAACAAUGUUGGCAGCAAAAGAAGCUGAAAGACAAUUAGAUGAUCUGUUACAUUCUUUAAAACAAUUCAAGAUUAAUAAUCAUCAAAGCGAUUCUGGUGCUGAACUACUAAUUAAUAUUAGUAAUUCAGUCACUGAUAAUUCAAUAUCCGAUAUUCAUCAAAGAAAUUCACGAACACCUUCACAAAAGUCUUCUACAACAUCAAAUUAUAAGUUUGAUACUAAUAGUAGCACUAAUAGUAUCAAUAAUAACAGUGUGACAGUAGAUAUUAACAGCAAUUAUAAUUAUGAUCAGCAUCAUGACAAUAAAAUUCAUCAAAAUACUGAUAAUUUGAACGUUACUGCACGAUUACAAAGGCAUAAUGCUAAACGUAUAAUACCACCGAAUUACGAUCAGAUCAACAAUGUUUCAUCUACAGAACAAGGUCCAACUCAACUAUUAAAUUCAAUGCUUAAUGAUUUAUCGUCUGAACUAUCUCAGCAUGGUGCGAAAACUAAUCCUCGUGGACAGUGUUAUGCUUGUCAAAAGCCUAUAAAUGGAACGUUAAUAACAGCUAUUGGUAAAGAAUGGCAUCCGGAACAUUUCACUUGUGCUAGUUGUCGUGUUGGUUUAGUUCGUCAAGAUUUUUAUGAACGUGAUGAUCAAGCUUAUUGUACUCAAUGUCAUCUAAAAAUGUUCUCACCUAGAUGUGGUUAUUGUGGUGAAGCAGUUGUUGAGAAAUGUGUUUUGGCUUUGGCCCGUGCAUGGCAUCCUGAGCACUUUUUUUGUUACGAAUGUCAUUCCACUUUUAAUGGAUCGUUAACAGUACAUGAACAAAAUGGCAAAUUUUACUGCUCUAACUGCUAUUUCACACGAUUUGGAACUCCAUGCUCUGGCUGUCAACAACCUAUUACAGAUGCAUAUAUAACUGCACUGGAUAUGCCUUGGCACAAAGACUGUUUUACUUGUCACGAUUGUAAUAGAAUACUCACUGGGUCAAGUUUCCAUGAAAUUGAAGGAUAUCCUUACUGUGAUUCUCACUAUUAUUCAAGACGUGGAUUAUUAUGCUUUGCAUGCUCCCUACCAAUUACUGGAAGGUGUGUAAACGCGCUCGGUAAACGUUAUCAUCCAGAGCAUUUUUUAUGCGCUUAUUGUUUACAUCCAUUACAAACUGGUACAUUUAAAGAACAUUCAAGUAAACCAUACUGUCAUCAGUGUUUUACCCAAUUGUUUGGUUAGUAUGAUGUACAAAUAUCUAUCUACAAAUAUACUACUGUUUUUUGUCUUCAUGUUUAAGUUUCAGAUAUUGGAAGUUGAACAGUUAUGUUUAUUACCUUUAAACUCAAAAUAGUAUGAUAAACAGUAAAUGUUAAAUUAUUUUUAAAUACUAUGCUUCAAAGUAUUGUACAUACUGUUUGUAUCCUGCUUUUUUAUUAGUUAGUCUUACAUCUCAUAACCUGUUUCUUGCUUAGGCUCAACAACUUACGCAAAGAUUUAUCAAGCACACUGUGUUAGUCAACAUCCCACUUUUGAAUUUACAUCGCCUCUGAAUGCGUGUUGCGUGUGUUUUUUUUAUUUCCCAAACACUAUUUGAUGUAAAAAAAAGAAGUGAUAUAUUCAUUUUGUAAUUUCAGUAUUCCGUUAUUACUCCUGAUCAUCUUCGCCUAAUUGAAUAUUUUAAAAUUUUUAUGUGUACUAAACAUUUUGAUAAUUAUUCAAUUAAGAGCGAACUACAUAUAGCCUAAAUAAUUGAAAAUCAUUAAUUUUAUGAUUUAAAAUCUAUUUUUUAUCCUGAUAAUUUGCUAUAUGCACACUUGGUGUUAGAAAUACUGCUGUAGAACAUCUACGUUGAUAUUCUAUGUCGAAAUGAUUGGGAGCCUACUAUAGUUAGACGAGAAUGGUGACGAACCAACUAACGCUGAAGUCACACCUCGCGACCAGCCCUUACGUGGAAUGAACCAUCGACGCAUUAAAGGAUCAUGGACGCUAUGGAGACUGUACAACACAAAGGACGUU